CCCUACAUCCGCCGCCCUGCUUUACCGUACGGUCACCACCGACGCCCCAGCUCAAUCCCACGCCGCACGGCCCCCCACACACUCCCGCCUCUCACGCGUCGACGCCAUCCCGCUCCUGUUCAUCCUCGCCGGGACAUCGAGAUCCCGCUGUCUCCGCCCCGUCCGCGAGCCUCUGGACAUCCUUGUUUCAUAUCCAGGUGACUGUCGUAGGGCGUGGAACUAGUACAUGGGGUCAUACUCGGCGGGCGAAGUGGUUGCUGCUGCUGCUGCUGUUUCUGGUGCCCAUUACACAGCACUUAAUUUGGACCAGGUGGACAUCAAAAGUUCCAAGUUGGGGGAGGAACAACCAACGACCUCAGGCAUGGAGAAUGGGCACCACUGUCCAUUUGUUAUUGGUGUUGCUGGCGGUGCAUCUUCGGGUAAAAGUACUGUUUGCAAAAUGAUCAUUGAUCAGCUAUGCGAUCACCGUGUAGUUGUCGUCACUCAGGAGUCAUUUUAUUAUGGACUGUCUGAUGAAGAAUUGGUCCAUGUUGAUGAUUAUAACUUUGAUCAUCCAGAUGCAUUCAAUAUGGAUUUACUACUCUCUUGUUUGGAAAACUUGAAACAUGGCAGAGCUGUUGAUAUUCCUGACUACAACUUCAAAACACAUAAGAGCGUCCCACAUGCACGGAAGGUCAAUCCUUCAGAUGUCAUAAUUAUGGAGGGAAUUCUUCUUUUUCAUGAUUCACGUGUUCGGGAUCUAAUGAACAUGAAGAUCUUCGUUGAUACAGAUGCUGAUGUGCGUUUAACAAGAAGGAUCCGCCGUGAUCUUGAGAAGGGUAGAGUUAUUACAUCUGUGUUAGAUCAGUACUCAAAGUUUGUUAAGACGGCUUUUGAAGACUUCAUCCUCCCUACAAAGAAAUAUGCUGAUAUUAUCAUACCACGAGGCGCAAAUAACAAUGUGGCAAUUGACCUAAUUGUUCAGCAUAUUCGCACUAAACUUGGUCAAAAUGAUCUCUGUAAAAUACAUCCUAAUUUAUAUGUCAUUCAGACUACUUAUCAGAUAAGAGGCAUGCACACAAUAAUACGGGAUGCUGCGACGACAACACAUGAUUUUAUAUUUUAUGCUGAUCGUUUGAUUCGAUUGGUUGUUGAGCAUGGUCUGGGCCAUCUUCCUUUCAAGGAAAAGCAGGUCAUAACUCCCACUGGAUCUGUUUAUACUGGUGUGGAUUUCUCUAAAAGUUUAUGUGGUAUAUCAGUGAUUAGGAGUGGCGAAAGUAUGGAGAAUGCAUUGCGGGCAUGCUGCAAAGGUAUAAAGAUUGGGAAGAUUCUUAUUCAUAGGGAAGGAGAUGAUGGGAAACAGCUCAUCUAUCAUAAUUUACCAAAAGAUAUUGCAAAAAGGCAUGUUCUGCUGCUGGACCCAAUAUUGGGAACAGGAAAUUCAGCUGUUCAAGCUAUUUCUCUUCUGUUGGAGAAGGGUGUACAAGAGGCAAAUAUUAUAUUUCUCAAUCUUAUAUCAGCUCCCCAAGGGGUGCACGUAGUCAGCAAGAGAUUCCCAAGGAUCAAGAUUGUGACAUCGGAGAUUGAGCAAGGUCUGAAUGAUGAUUUUCGCGUCAUCCCCGGAAUGGGUGAGUUUGGGGAUAGAUACUUUGGAACAGAUGAUUAUCAGUCAUCAACGCCAUUCUUUGGUGAUGCCAAAGAUCGUGUAAGGUUGUUGUGAGAAUUACAGACAUUGCAAAUGUUGCCUCCGGCAUUAGCCAAUAAUUUUUUGAGAUAUAUUUUUUCCAUUUUCCAAACUCUCAGGGUCCAUACUGUUGAGUUCUUUACCAGAAACUGUAUAUCACGGAACAUUACAAACGAUUCAAACUAAAUGGAGCAAUUCCACCUUUUUGGAACCGAC
This is a messenger RNA of Lolium rigidum, 1879 nucleotides long. RefSeq names its product uridine kinase-like protein 3. The record is from RefSeq and is a predicted model, not a curated record. The transcript has 16 exons. The coding region runs from base 227 to 1699 and encodes 490 amino acids. Gene Ontology annotation, molecular function: kinase activity; ATP binding. Gene Ontology annotation, cellular component: cytoplasm. Lineage: Eukaryota; Viridiplantae; Streptophyta; Magnoliopsida; Poales; Poaceae.